This is a messenger RNA of Sesamum indicum (sesame), 833 nucleotides long. RefSeq names its product senescence-associated family protein (DUF581). Lineage: Eukaryota; Viridiplantae; Streptophyta; Magnoliopsida; Lamiales; Pedaliaceae. The record is from RefSeq and is a predicted model, not a curated record. Gene Ontology annotation, molecular function: zinc ion binding. Gene Ontology annotation, biological process: regulation of DNA-templated transcription.
CCCACUCUUUCACUAUAUAAAUCCACCACCACCUCCUCCAUCAGUCUCUCCUCCCACAAUCAUAACUUCUGCGCUUCAGAUCACAAACUCACCACCACCUCGCCGCCGUGAAGUACCACCCACGCCGCCGUGAGCCGCCACUUCGUCCGCCGUGAAUAUGAGGUCAGGCGGUCCAUACUACUCUGGAUGUGAGUAUGACAAGCAGCAACCCCAUUUUCUUGAUUCUUGCUUCCUUUGCCGGAAGCCACUCGGCAAGAACAGUGACAUCUACAUGUACAGAGGGGAUACACCAUUUUGCAGCCAAGAAUGCAGGCAAGAACAGAUUGAAAUGGAUGAAGCCAGUGAGAAAAGAUUGAAACUUUCUUCUUCAUCAUCAUCAUCAAAGAGAUCAAGUGCAGUGAGACAGAACAAGGAUUCAACAAAAGAGUAUGACACCAAGAAAGCUGUACGGACAGGCACAGUGGCUGUGGCCUAAAAAAGGGAAAAAAAUAUUUAAAAAAAUAUAAAAUAUCAAGAAUCUACAAAAAAAAAUGGAGGGGGAGAAAGAAAAUAAAAAGGAGAUGAGGGGGCAUUUUGCAAAUCUUGAGGAGCUCUAAUGAUAUCUGUAAAGAAAGAGGUGGGCAGAAGGAGAAAGGAGAGGAAGAUCCACCAAACAAUUUUGAUUUAUUUUUUUUUUCAAAUUUUAUUUUAUUUUUUUUGAAUUUAGAUGGCAUUUCAAUUAGUGUCUAUAUGAGGAGGGCCCUCAAUUGAGAUUGCCAUGAGAUAUAAAUCUUUGUUAAAUGAUAUCUCUAUUUGAAUGCUAAUCUAUGAAAUUAGAAGCAUUAUUAUAAUUA